AUGCUGCGGUUCGUGUCUGGCAGGGCUUCUCUUGCGCACGCCGCAGUGGCCUGUCGCUAUGUGGCCGCUGCGGGGUUUCAGGGUUUACCGAAGUUUGAGAUCCACGACGUCCGCGAUGAUCCUGCACUGGGAACCAUGACGCGUGUGGCGGUUGACGGCAAGUUGCUGCUGAUCUCUCAGUAUCCACAGCUUGGGCCGCGCAAAGUGGACCCGAACGACUUGAGCCCGCAGUUUGACGCGGACCGCCGCAUCUCGGUGAGGCUGCGUCACAUUGACCUCGCGGCAUUGGUAUGCGUUUGCCGGAGCCGCGUGCCCAAGCACGAAAUGACGAACAGGUCCUACUCUCUGGUCUUUGAAAAGUCGGUGGACGGCUACCACCUGUACGGCAAGAUUCAUCGGGUGGCAUCGCAGAAGAUGGAGGAUUGGUCGGUAAGCUUUGACAAGCACUUUGCCGUGACGCUGGAGCACUUCUUGGAGAGCGCCCUCACGGAGAGCUUUGGAUUUCGCCAGCACUACGCUGCGCGGCCCCCUGAGGGUGGCGCACGUGACGCCAACGGCGCCGUAGCAGGUGCCGGCGGCGGACAGCAACGGCGGAGGAACGCGGACGCGACGCAACGUCGUUGA
Molecule: messenger RNA, 624 nt
Organism: Trypanosoma conorhini
Lineage: Eukaryota; Euglenozoa; Kinetoplastea; Trypanosomatida; Trypanosomatidae
Product: mitochondrial RNA binding protein 1
Exons: 1
Coding region: 1-624 (207 amino acids)
Biological process (GO): regulation of DNA-templated transcription
Molecular function (GO): DNA binding
Source: RefSeq, a predicted model, not a curated record